Molecule: messenger RNA, 399 nt
Organism: Tinamus guttatus (white-throated tinamou)
Lineage: Eukaryota; Metazoa; Chordata; Aves; Tinamiformes; Tinamidae
Source: RefSeq, a predicted model, not a curated record
UGUGUCUUGCAGAUCGUGGACCCUUUUCAGGUUCUCGUGGCAGCCAACAAGGCCGUUCAUCUGCACAAGAUUGGGAAAAUGAAGACCAGAACUCUCUACACAGAAAUUAUUUUCAACCUUUCACCAAACAAUAAUAUUUCAGAUGCUUUGAAGAAAUUUGGCAUUUCAGACAGCGACACAGCAGUACUCAUUGUUCUGAUUGUGGACACAGAAAAACCUGUUAACCUGGAAGAGGUAGCAUCUCAAGUAGAAGGCCAGCAGGUUUCUCUAGAUGAACUCCCCCAGCUGACAGACAUUGAAAAAGUUAAAAAGAUAUACAAAAUUACUCCACAGGAAGAGAAAAUCGGCACCUUAUUGGAUAGCAUUGUUUGCAGAAUGGCAACAAAAGAUGUUUUAUGA